GAUACUGAACCCGACCAUAAAUUAGCAAGAAAAUGGGAAGCAGAACGUUCGAGGAAACAGAUAUAUCUUCACCAACCGACAAUUAUGGAGAUUGGGACCGCAAGUGGAACCGUAAAUAAUGGGAUCAUCAGCGGAACUGUGAACAAUGGGACCAUAAGUUGCGGAACCUUUGACGCAAAAUUUUCGUCGAAAAGGACCAACGAGAAUGAAGAUGAUCACGAAGAGUUACAGAAUAAACGAACAAGAAUGGACGGUGAGAAUCCUCAACCAAUUUUUCAUGUUCAAAUCCCUCCUCCUCGUAUUGUCGCCCCACCACCACGAACUCCCGAACAUCAAAUAUUUUCGUCGGAUUCUUUCGUCCUCUCAACCACAUGCGAAGGUGACGAAACUGAUAGUGAUGAUAACUUUGAUGCAGAUACUAACGACAAUCCCGGAGAAAAUAUUUCCGAACUAUUUAUCUCAUAUCGUUCUAAAGUAUUGCAAAUGGCACAAGCGACAGGCUUAUCAAUUGCAACAGAUUAUCGUGAAAUAUUGAGCUUGUCCCAUAUUUUACUAUUACAAGCUGACAAUUUCUCGGACCUGCAGGUCCAGGAAUUUUCAAGAGAUACUUUAGAACGAUUACAAAAAAGCACGCGUAAUGCAUAUGCGAAGAAAACGAAAGUCGCACCCAGUGUAAAGGCAGUAUUUCGAGGGUAUAUCGAGACUAUUCUUGAUGAGGAUCUCGGAUUGAAAGAGGCGAAAAAGGCUGUAAUAAGAACAUUCGCAAAGUCUUUUGAAGAUCCCGCUGAUCAGGAAAAAUUCGACAGGAUGCAGAUUGUCUUUUUGCAAUUAAUGGAAAAUAUACCCAUUAGUCCACUAAAUGAUCUUAUCAGCGAGGGCACACUGACCGUCAAUAUAAUUAGUCCAAUAUUAAGAUCUUUCUUUCACGAUGCUACCAUUCAUCCUACCACGUGGCCUAACACUGCUAGCAUGAGUGCAAAGGCACGUAAGCUUGCUAACUUAGAUCCUUCGCGUGCAAAGCAACCAGAUAUGGUUGGUAAGAUUGUGAAUAACAAAAAAUCUAAAUACGAAUUUAUGUUUGGAGAGAUUACGGGAGAAGGGAAAAACAAUAAUAUGAAGAAAAAUAACUUGGACCUUAUCAGACUAGGCAUUUUUAUGAAGGAUGCUCUUGAUCUCCUCAUUAAAAAUACAAGAAAGGAUCAUAUGGUUUUCGCGUGGCAAGCGAUUGUGACAUUAUGGACAGGAUACGUUAUGGUUUUAACUGCUUCGGGGCUCUACAUUAUGAUCGAUAUUGGACAAAUUGAUCUUCCCAAGUCCUUUCAAAACUGCGGACAAUUUAUUGAUAAUAUUGAUAAAUUAUUUACAUUCACGGAAAAAUAUAAAUAUGAAGUACAAAUGCUUCGUGAUGAUAUUAACAAAAAGAAAAAAGACGCCGAUAUCCCUGUAGAAAUUAUCAAUUGGUGUCGAGCCACACUGGGAACGCCACAAUUUAAGGAAAUAAUCAAGAAACUAAAAUAUCUUGGACCACCAUCUAAGACACGCCGACCUGAUUUUCUUAAAACUUUAGAACACCCUAAAGGAUUAGAACUUGAUAUUCCCUAUUAUGAUCAUGGCUUUGCAAUUGAAGUACAAGGUGUACAGCAUGAAAAAUAUCACGAAUUUUUUCAUAAAGGAAAUCUUAAUAAUUUUAUUAAACAGCAAGAGCGGGAUCAACUUAAGAAAAAAUUAUGUGAAGAAAAUGACAUAUAUCUUUUUCACAUAUGGUAUAAUGAUAAAGAUCCUGAAAAGAUUAUUCAACAAGAACUAUGUGUACUAGGACUUAUUAACUAA
Molecule: messenger RNA, 1830 nt
Organism: Funneliformis geosporum
Lineage: Eukaryota; Fungi; Glomeromycota; Glomeromycetes; Glomerales; Glomeraceae
Source: the annotation of a GenBank genome assembly